Molecule: messenger RNA, 3010 nt
Organism: Dendrobium catenatum
Lineage: Eukaryota; Viridiplantae; Streptophyta; Magnoliopsida; Asparagales; Orchidaceae
Product: probable linoleate 9S-lipoxygenase 5
Exons: 9
Coding region: 90-2678 (862 amino acids)
Biological process (GO): lipid oxidation
Molecular function (GO): protein binding; oxidoreductase activity, acting on single donors with incorporation of molecular oxygen, incorporation of two atoms of oxygen; metal ion binding
Source: RefSeq, a predicted model, not a curated record
UCUGCAAGCCACACGACCUCCGCCGAGAUCCUUCUCGUUCUAUCUCUUUAGCCUAUCUUCGCUCCCAUCCAUUCCCCCGUUCUAGCAAGAUGAUUAUCAGUCACAUAGUUAAAGAUGUUUUGUCUGCCGGAAAAAAGAAGGUGAAAGCCAGUAUUGUUAUCAUGGACAAGAACGUGCUCUCCCUGAACGACUUCAACGCCUCUAUUCUCAACCAAAUUCAGGACUUUGUCGGCCAGAGUGUCGAGCUCCGCCUCAUCAGCGCCACCGUCGGCGAUCCCAAUAAAGGGAACAGAGGAGUGGUAGGGGAGCCGGCGAACCUGGAGAGGCCUCCGCUUUCCUUCAUCCCGAAACUCAUCGCCGGCGAGACUUUAUAUGAAGCGCACUUCAUCGUUGACGAAAGCUUGGGAAUCCCCGGCGCCAUCAUCGUCAAAAACCGCCACUUGGCCGAGUUUUAUCUCAAAUCCAUCACUAUUGAUGACUUCCCCGGGAAAGGUCGAAUUCACUUUGACUGCAACUCCUGGGUUUAUAACGCUAAUAAGUAUGACUAUGACCGCAUCUUCUUCGCCAACGACACUUACUUGCCGGAACACACGCCAGGGCCACUCAAGGGGUACAGGGAGGACGAGCUGCGGAAUCUUAGAGGAGAUAACGUGAACCGAGAGCUGGAGGAAUGGGAUCGCGUGUAUGGCUAUGCCUAUUACAACGAUCUCGGCGCCCCGGACCUCAGUCCGAGCUUGGCCCGCCCAAUACUCGGUGGCAAUUCCCAGUUCCCUUACCCUCGCCGCGGAAAGACCGGCCGCCCGCCGGCCAGAACCGAUCGGAAUUCGGAGAGCAGGCUUUUCGCUCUUGAUCUGAACAUCUACGUGCCUCGCGAUGAGAAAUUCGGGCACUUGAAGUUUGCGGAUUUCUUGGGCUACGGCCUCAAGGCAAUCACCAAGGACCUGUUGCCACUCGUCCAAUCCAUUGUCGACUUCACGCCCAAGGAAUUCGACUCCUUGAAGGAAGUUUUUGAUCUCUAUGAGGGCGGCUUUCCUCUGCCGGACAUUCCGCUGGUUCGAAAGUUCAUUCAGUCCAUGCCCUUUGAGCUCUUCAAGACCUUCAUCACUCCGGGCCAUAACCAGCGCGGCGUACUCAAGUUUCCGUUGCCGCAUAUCCUUCAAAAGGAUAAAUGGGCAUGGAGAUCCGACGAAGAAUUCGCAAGAGAAACACUGGCCGGCGUCAACCCUAUCAUGAUUCAACUACUGAAGGAAUUUCCACCAAAGAGCAGUCUUGAUCCCUCCCUCUACGGCAACCAGAACAGCACCUUCAAAGAACAAGACAUCCAAGACAACCUUGACGGCUACUCUGUUUAUGAAGCGCUUCAAUUGAAGAAACUCCUCAUCAUUGACCACCAUGAUGCAAUCAUGCCAUAUUUGAGACGCAUCAACAGCACAGACAACAAAAUCUACGCCUCCCGUACUCUGUUCUUCCUCAAAAAAGAUGGCACUUUGAAGCCGCUGGCUAUCGAGCUCAGCCUUCCCCAUCCAGGCGGCGACAAUCUCGGCGCCGUCAGCACGGUUUACAAACCGGCCAGUGUAGGCGUGGAGAGCACCAUCUGGUUACUUGCUAAAUCCUAUGCCCUUGUCAACGACUCCGGCGUCCACCAACUUAUCAGUCACUGGUUGCGUACUCAUGCGGUGAUCGAGCCUUUUGUCAUUGCGACCAACCGGCAACUAAGUGCGCUGCAUCCAAUCAACAAGCUCUUGGCGCCUCACUACCGCGAUACAAUGAACAUAAACGCUCAGGCUCGCCAUACACUGAUCAGUGCCGGUGGUUUGCUCGAGUUCACCGUCUUCCCCAGCAAGUAUGCUCUGGAGAUGUCUGCAGUUGUUUACAAAAGCUGGAAUUUUCUUGACCAGGCCCUUCCAGCUGAUCUUCUCAAGCGUGGAAUGGCCGAAAUAGACCGAUCAUCCCCGCACAACCUCCGCCUUCUCAUCCCCGACUACCCCUACGCCGUCGACGGCCUCGCCAUCUGGUUCGCCAUCGAAGGCUGGGUCCGCGAAUACACCGCCAUCUAUUACCCCAACGACUCAGCCGUUCAACAAGACGGUGAACUCCAAUCCUGGUGGACGGAGGUCCGGGAAGUCGGACAUGGGGACCUCAAAGACCAGCCAUGGUGGCCCAGUCUCUCCACCCUGGAAGAUCUCAUACAAUCCUGCACCACCAUCAUCUGGAUCGCAUCCGCCAUGCACGCCGCCGUCAACUUCGGCCAAUACCCUUACGCCGGCUACCUCCCGAACCGCCCCACCGCCAGCCGCCGGUUCAUGCCCCAACCCGGCACUGCCGAAUACGAGGAACUGGAGAAGAACCCGGAGAAGGCGCUCUUGAAGACCAUAACAAACCAGGUGCAGACGAUUAUCGGCAUAUCGUUGAUCGAAGUUCUGUCUAAUCACGCGAGCGAUGAGCUCUAUUUGGGUCAAAGGGCGAGUGCAGAGUGGGCCAGCGACAACCGAGUCAUUCAAGCAUUUAACCGGUUCGGUUCGAAGUUGAAGGAGAUCGAGAAGAAUAUCAGUAACUUGAACCAUGACCCGAGUUUGAAGAACCGGUGCGGACCGGCUCAGGUUCCUUACUAUCUGCUGUCGCCUUACAGUGAAGGUGGGAUCACCGCAAAGGGUAUUCCGAAUAGCAUUUCAAUCUGAGCCUAAGCUAUCUUAUAUAGGUUGUUAUGGAAGUAGAAAUAAAUGUUGAAUAAUGUUUUUCUCUGUAAGGUGUUGCCUUGGGAAAAUUAUUGUGUCCGUUGUCCGGAUUCGUCCGGACACCAAUCCAAACACGCCACAUCAGUAAAAUACAUCGGGGCCCGAUGUAUUUGAGUGACGUGGCCCAUCCGGAUUGGUUGUCCGGAUGUCAGGUGACCGGAUGCAAUAAUUCGCCGUUGCGGUGAGGAAACUAUGUUGCUUUCUGUAUUUCUACUGAAGGUGGUGUGUUAUGGUCGAGCCAUAAUGGCCGAUGAAAUAAAUGCUGCUUUUAUUUA